This is a messenger RNA of Otolemur garnettii (small-eared galago), 4521 nucleotides long. RefSeq names its product dystrobrevin alpha (gene DTNA). Lineage: Eukaryota; Metazoa; Chordata; Mammalia; Primates; Galagidae. Gene Ontology annotation, biological process: synaptic signaling. The transcript is spliced from 17 exons. Bases 357 to 1898 code for a protein of 513 amino acids. Gene Ontology annotation, molecular function: zinc ion binding. The record is from RefSeq and is a predicted model, not a curated record. Gene Ontology annotation, cellular component: plasma membrane; synapse.
AGGAUGAGAUCAUAGUUUCAGGAUCCUCAGGAAACCCUGGUACUGGCAGCAGCCAGCCUCUGCUGUGCCCACAUGACCCACAACUCUGGCAGCGGACCCGGCACUUCCAACAUUAUUAAAUAAUAAGAAAGCGGCUCCUACUCCAUGCCCAAGCCUCCCCACAGACCAAUGGACACCUUCUAAGAGUUUGGCGAGUCGGUGACUGGGGCGCCUGUCCGUUCCAAGAUAAAUAGGAUUUACCAGUCCCUGGAUGAAGUGCUUGGGAAGUCUUUAAAUGCCACAGUCAACCACCGUGUCAAAGAAAAGAAAAUAGAUGGUUUUGGAAAGUUCAUGCUGUUUCUGCACUGAAUUUUAGAAUGAUUGAAGAUAGUGGGAAAAGAGGAAAUACCAUGGCAGAAAGAAGACAGCUGUUUGCAGAGAUGAGGGCUCAAGAUCUGGAUCGCAUCCGACUCUCCACCUACAGAACAGCCUGCAAGCUUAGGUUUGUCCAGAAGAAGUGCAACCUGCACCUGGUGGACAUUUGGAAUGUCAUAGAAGCCUUGCGGGAGAACGCCCUGAACAACCUGGACCCCAACAUAGAGCUCAACGUGGCCCGCUUGGAGGCCGUGCUCUCCACCAUGUUUUACCAGCUCAACAAACGGAUGCCCACCACGCACCAAAUCCAGGUGGAGCAGUCCAUCAGCCUCCUCCUCAACUUCCUGCUUGCAGCCUUCGAUCCGGAAGGCCAUGGCAAAAUUUCCGUAUUUGCUGUCAAAAUGGCUCUCGCCACCUUGUGUGGAGGGAAGAUCAUGGACAAAUUAAGAUAUAUUUUCUCAAUGAUUUCCGACUCCAGUGGGGUGAUGGUUUAUGGACGGUACGACCAGUUCCUUCGGGAGGUUCUCAAACUACCCACGGCAGUUUUUGAAGGUCCUUCAUUUGGUUACACAGAACAGUCGGCUAGGUCCUGUUUCUCCCAGCAGAAAAAAGUCACGCUGAAUGGUUUCUUGGACACACUCAUGUCGGAUCCCCCGCCACAGUGCCUGGUCUGGCUGCCUCUUCUCCACAGACUGGCAAAUGUAGAAAAUGUCUUCCAUCCGGUUGAGUGUUCCUACUGCCACAGCGAGAGCAUGAUGGGGUUUCGCUACCGAUGCCAACAGUGUCACAAUUACCAGCUCUGUCAGGACUGCUUCUGGAGGGGACAUGCCGGCGGUUCCCAUAGCAACCAGCACCAAAUGAAAGAGUACACGUCGUGGAAAUCGCCUGCUAAGAAGCUGACUAAUGCAUUAAGCAAGUCCCUGAGCUGUGCUUCCAGCCGCGAGCCUUUGCACCCCAUGUUCCCGGAUCAGCCUGAGAAGCCGCUCAACUUGGCUCACAUCGUUGAUACUUGGCCUCCCAGACCUGUCACCAGCAUGAACGAUACCCUGUUCUCCCACUCUGUUCCCUCCUCAGGAAGCCCUUUUAUUACCAGGAGCAUGCUGGAGAGCUCGAACCGGCUUGACGAAGAACACAGGCUGAUCGCCAGGUACGCAGCAAGGCUGGCAGCAGAGUCCUCCUCGUCUCAGCCACCUCAGCAGAGAAGUGCUCCUGACAUCUCCUUCACUAUUGACGCAAAUAAGCAACAAAGGCAGCUGAUUGCAGAACUAGAAAACAAGAACAGAGAAAUCUUACAGGAGAUCCAGAGACUUCGGCUAGAGCACGAACAAGCUUCUCAGCCCACGCCUGAGAAGGCGCAGCAAAACCCCACCCUGCUGGCGGAGCUCCGGCUCCUCAGACAGCGCAAGGACGAGCUGGAGCAAAGAAUGUCUGCUCUCCAGGAGAGCCGGAGAGAGCUGAUGGUGCAGCUUGAAGGUCUCAUGAAGCUACUAAAGGAAGAAGAACUGAAGCAGGGAGUAAGUUAUGUCCCCUACUGCAGGUCUUAACUAACAGUGGAGGGGCCUGCCGACCUGCUGUUUUCUCAUUGCUUUUGCCUCUAAUGUAUGUUCAUGCUUCAGUUUGGAAAGAGAAAAAACAAUUAUACUAAUUUGCUUCCUUUUCAACAUAGUGCUUGAAUUAAGAGAUAUAUAAUUGAGCAUUUUUUAUAACUAUCACUACUAUCGACACCAAAAGAAGAGCUAUUACAUCUUUUAGAAGAGGGAACAAAUCGUCACUUGUUGGAAACUUUUCAGAUCCCCAGGAAGAAAAGUUUCAUCCCAGUCUUGUGCUUGUCAGGGUUGUUGAUCAGAUCCUUGUCUUAAUAGAAAGAUAACUACCGCAGACGCUAGAGCUACCCUAAGGUGUGUCUCAGCUCAAAACCCACAGCAUUCAAAAGCUAACCUCUGUAUCAUCUCAUGCUGUGACUAUUCAGUUCACUUUUCCAUUUUACUGAAAUGGUGUAAAACCCCUUUUGAUGAAAAUCAGGCAAUGAAAUUUCUUUUCCUCACAUAAUUAAGCCCUGUUCCCCACUGCUCACCAAAAUGUGCUCAAUUUUGUGAGAGAAAGACGGUACUCAGUAACUGUUCACUUCCCAUCUUUUUGCUUUUUCUCUAAAGCUGAAUUUAUACUGUUGGUUGACAAUAACCUCUAAAGAAUAGGUAAUUUUCAGCCUUUUUCUUAUCACCAAGAACCCUUCUGCUCUGAGAGUUCAGAAGGUCAUGACAUAGAUUUUUUUUUUUUUCUUUUUCUGGAGAUAGGGGCAUUGCGACAUUCACCAUAGUCUAAACUGGAGCUGUGUCUGAACCUGUGGUCAGGUUCAGAGCCAGCAGAGGGAGCAGCAUACUGGAAAAAAAUUAAAUUAAAAACAAAAAGCAGCUUUAAUUUCAAGUGCAUGUACCAAGCUGUGUAUGACAAUAUAUCCCAUUCACUGGCAUUAUUACAAAGUUUUACAUUAUUUCCAUGGAACCAUUAGAACCCAGCCUGUCCAAUUUCAACGUAUCUUUUAAUUCUUCUGUAUGCUCUUUGCUAUUAUUCAUUGUGUGUGUUUGUGUGUAACAAAGAAUGUUUGCAAACUGCUGGACACAUUUUUACCCUUCAUUCCCAUGGUCUGUAAAAAAAAGGAAAGUGUAAAAUCAAUCUGUAAUGUCAGACAAUAAAGACAAUGUAUUACAUUAUUUUGUAUUUCGUGAAAGACAUUACUUUACUAUGGUUAAAUGUUAACAAGAGACAGUCCCUCUGCAUGAAGGACACGCCACAUUUACAGCCUGUAUAAUUGCCCAUCAAUGCGUACAUGGGCCACUGCUAUUGUACUGCCAAUACACUUAGAUCAUGGUAGAGAAAAAUGCCUUUCUCGGGGUACUUCUCUUUGCAAACGGCCUCUUUUCUCCCCCUGUUACUUAGCAUGUACAUUUAAAAAAGGAAAUGAGACUCAAAUAUAACCUUUCUUCUCCUGGCGGAGAGAGAGACAGUGGUCCUGUGGCGCAUCAGCCUUGCUUUAGCCACUUCCUCUGGACAUCCCCUCCCUACCAUUUCCUGGGCAGCGUGUUUCUGAAAAGUUUCCCGCAGCCCAGGAAGUUCAUCACAGGUGGGUGCACAGGGCCGAGCUACGGCAGUGCCUGUAACGCUGCACCCUGCCUCCCCCCUUCCCGCUCCUCCCCCCGGAGUCCCUCAGCAGCUUCUGCAUCUUGGGUGUUGGCCAGCCGGGCUCAUCAGCGUAGGCACCUGAGGGCGUUGGUCCCCACCAUCCAGAUUUGUCUGCUAGGCACUAUCUGGGCAAUGGGGAGAAUUUGCCCAAUUACUUCUUUAUCUGCUUUUAUGCUCAGGCCUCUUUUCACAAAGGACCUGAGGCAGCUUCCAACAAAAGGUAUAAAAAGCAACUUCGUAACAUUGAAAUCGAACAAGAGAAAACUAAAGAAAAAUACGAAUCUGCUCAUCAUAAAGGGCAGGGGUGUUGCUGCGAGCUUUCUGCCAAGGUAGCAAUAAAGGCAAACAUCACCAGUUAUUUAAUCAGGACGGAAAGACCGCUUCUCGGGGGAACAGAAUUUCUGUGGGUGUAAAAUGUUAACAGAAACUUUUCACUCGUAGCUUUAGAGAAGAAAUACUGAAUAAUAAAAUGAGGAAAGGCAGUCAUAGAUUUCAUGUGGCUGCUUCUUCUACUGACCUUCCAUCAACAUGAGAGGCAGAACCCCCUAAAUCUUAACCCUAUAGAGGCAGUUCUACAAGGACGUAAACAGAUGCCUGUGCAAAUAUAUAGGCUGCUUGUGGUCUGACAUGAUCUAAGGGGAGAAUUUAGAGGUUUUAGACUGGCAUACGCUUCUAAAUUCUGUUUUUAUUUAUGAGCCUUUUCCCUGUGGGGACCUUCUUUUUGUAAAACCAAACUUAAAACACCCCCCACGCAACCAAUUGUGCUUGAUUUAGUGAUUUCUACUUGCUUUAUCAUAAAUCUGUGCGGUUCAAUGUAGUAUUUUAUUAUCCUGGUAUAUACAAUCCCUACUCAGCAUUGUUUCUUGUUAGAGGUAAUGCAUGAAUUUAUUCCCUUUGAGGAGAGAACAUGAAUUUUAAAAAAGUAGUGCCUGUAAUAUAGUAUGAUUAUGGUAUCACAAGCAAUAAAUUUUUUUUACAAAACUUGAA